AUGGCGCCCGUAUCUGCAAUCGAAUACCUCACUAACCCACUAGUCACCGCCGACCAGCUCAUAAAGCUCAAAACACUCGACGACGAAGAUGCCCCCUCGAUUAGAUUCGCUCAAUUCCAGCUCACUUCGGCCGCGGGCAUCCUCCUCCAGCUCAGCCAAGAAGUCAUUGCGCACGCCAUAAUUCUGCUGCAGCGCUUCCUUGUGUCCAGCCGACCAGGAGACCGAGAAGGGUUUAGUCACAAAGCCUACACAGCAGCCUCGAUCCACCUCGCUGCAAAGAUCUCCGCAACACCAGUGUCGCCUCGAUCAGUGAUCAAUGUCUACACCUACUUGAUGUCAAAAAGUUCACCUCUGAGGUUGGUUAACCCAGAUGGUGCUCCCUUGGAGAGCCGACCUCAAGACUAUUAUGUAUCAGAAGGGACAUACGAAAGAGAAAGACAGAGGCUGUUUGUCUGCGAAAGCAUGAUAUUGGCGGGCAUUGGCUUCGAUACCCGAGUCGCCCUGCCAUACACGUUAGCCUUGACAUAUAUGCAAGCUUUAGGGGUUUCGUCGACGAAGCUUGCACAAAGAGUCUUCGAGCACUUAAACGCCGGUUUACUCUCUCCUCAGCUGUUAUACCUCACCCAUCAACCGAACGCGCUUGCCGUGGGAGCAUUAUAUCUGGCGGCACGAGAGAUUGGUGCUAAACUGGUCGAACAGAACUGGUGGGAAGUCUUCGACGUUAAUAGAGAAGACCUAGGGUUUCUCGUUCUAUCAUACGGGAGCGUUGCCAAUUUCGCCGAAGCAGAAGCGUCGAAGUGGAAACAAAAGUCUUUGAUUCUGGACUGA
Messenger RNA from Cladophialophora yegresii CBS 114405, 828 nucleotides. RefSeq lists its product as uncharacterized. The transcript has a single exon. The coding region runs from base 1 to 828 and encodes 275 amino acids. Gene Ontology annotation, molecular function: cyclin-dependent protein serine/threonine kinase regulator activity. Gene Ontology annotation, cellular component: nucleus. NCBI's taxonomy places the organism in Eukaryota, Fungi, Ascomycota, Eurotiomycetes, Chaetothyriales, Herpotrichiellaceae. Gene Ontology annotation, biological process: regulation of transcription by RNA polymerase II. The record is from RefSeq and is a predicted model, not a curated record.